Arachis ipaensis is the source of this 2375-nucleotide messenger RNA. The record is from RefSeq and is a predicted model, not a curated record. Lineage: Eukaryota; Viridiplantae; Streptophyta; Magnoliopsida; Fabales; Fabaceae.
CAAUCAUGCAAAUUAAUCAUGAAUGUACCAAAAAAUAAGAAAUAAAAAAUGAAUCAUGAAUGAAACCAGCUUAGAAGCUAAAAGAAGGGGUUGCAGAAAAGAAAAACACAAAGAGCUCACUUUCACUAUCACCACCACCUUUCCUUCCGAAAAGAAAAAAGGCUCCUGGAAAUAAACAAAUAAAUAAUUAAAAAGAAAGAAGAAAAGAAAAAGAAAAAGUAGUAGUAGAAGAAGAAAGAUCUGAAGUUCUGAACCAAUUCAUUCCUAAUUAGAAAAACCCAGAGAGAGGAGGGUGUGAUUGUUUUUGUUAUGGGGGGAGUGACGUCAUCAAUGGCGGCGAAGUUCGCUUUCUUCCCGCCAAGUCCGCCGUCGUACAAGCUGGUACGGGACGAGAUGACGGGGCUGCUGCUGCUCACGCCGUUUCCACACCGUGAGAACGUGGAGGUGCUGAAGCUGCCGACGCGGCGGGGAACGGAGAUAGUGGCGGUUUACAUUCGGCAUCCAAUGGCCACGUCCACGGUCCUCUCUCUCUCUCUCUCUCUCUCUCUCUCUCUCUCUCUUUCUCUGUGUUGAAUUCACUGCUUUUUGGUGCUUUGCUCUCAUUUUUUCUGGUGGUUGAGUUUCUGUCAAGUUGGCUUUGAAAGAGGAAGAAAUUGAUGAUCAUAUCUGUUAUUUUGAAGAAUUUUCUUGGUUCGGUAAUAUUCAUGGAGUGAUUUUUACUUUUAGCUUUCACAUAUUCAUAAGCACAUUUUACAAUGAAACAUUGAUACUAUAGGUUUGUUAUUUAAGUAUUUUAGCAAAGAAUUCUACAAUAAAUUCUCAAGUCUGGGUAAAUUCUUAAGUCUGGGUAAAUUCUUAAGUCUGGGUUUCUUUCUUAGUGUGCAAAUGACCAGAAUGACAGAUAUCAUGAACCAAGGCUGUAAAUACUAAAAAUGUAGUUGCAUUUAAUAUCUCGUGAAUGUAUUAAUUUCUUAAUACUUUCCCUAUUUAGUAAAUAGAGCUUGGGAGAAUGAUCAGAGUGGUGUUUUUUGGAGGCUAUUUGUGGGUUAUACCUCUGUUGGGUGGAAUCAAUGAAUGGUAAUUCGGACUUCUUGGGGAUGAUUGUUGUCUGUUUUUCAGCUAAAAAGUCUUUGUGUAGUGUUCUGGUAUGAGUGAUGCAUAUUUGAGUUUGAUUUAUAAACUGAAGGACUAAAUUGGGAGACGUGAAAGUUGUGAUCAGUUGGGGAUAUUUCUGAAUGAAUUGUGUUUGUUUGACUUUCAUGUUACCAGGGUUUGUAGGUGUAAUGAUACUAAUUUGUGAACCCUUUUUGCAUAAUCUUUCAAGUGCAUGUUAUCUUUGAAUAUAUGGGAAUCUAGCUUCAGUGUGGUUGGUGUGUUCAGAAUUGCAGUAACCUUUAGUACUGCAGCGCUGUUAAGGUACGACUAUUCUGGAUAUGGACAGUCAUCUGGGAAGCCAAGUGAGCAGAAUACAUAUUCCGAUAUCGAGGCUGCAUACAAGUGUCUACAAGAAAGCUAUGGCACCAAGCAGGAAGAUAUAAUCCUUUAUGGACAAUCUGUUGGCAGUGGCCCUAGUUUGGAUCUUGCAGCUAGGUUGCCUCAAUUAAGAGCCGUUGUUCUGCAUAGUCCCAUACUUUCUGGCUUAAGGGUCAUGUAUCCGGUCAAGCACACAUACUGGUUCGACAUAUAUAAGAAUAUCGACAAAAUUCCACUAGUUAAUUGUCCUGUUCUCAUAAUCCAUGGUACUGCAGAUGAAGUUGUUGAUUGCUCCCAUGGUAAGCAACUCUGGGAACUGUGUAAAGAGAAGUAUGAACCACUGUGGCUCAACGGAGGUAACCACUGCGAUUUGGAGCUAUUUCCUGAGUAUAUUAAGCAUCUGAAGAAGUUCAUAACAACAGUGGAGAAGUCCACAUCCCAACGAUUCUCUUUCCGAAGCACAACAGAUAAGUUCGAGCAGCCUCGAAAGAGUACAGAUAUUUUUGAAGUAACUAGAAAGAGCACUGAUUGCAGAGAAAAGCCAAGGAAGAGCACAGACAGGCCUGAUAAACAGAAAAAUUUGUCCAGUAAUGCUGACAUGUUGGAGAAAUUGAGAAUGUCUUUCGAUAGGAAGGAUAGGUCCCGGAGGAGUGUAGAUUGCCAUGAGAAGUCUCGAAAAAGCAUCGACCAUCAAUUGGAAAAGGCAAGAAAAAGUGUUGAUCGGCUAGACAGAAUAAGGACGGGAUAGAAGGAUAAUUCUUUGUUAUAAUCAAAUUAUAUUGAUGCACGGAUUGGUUUUUUUUUCUUGGAAAAAAAAAGAAGCAAAAUUGUUAUUCUUGUUGUGUACGGACUUAUUGACAGAGAUUGGUAAAUAUUGCUACUCAAGAAAGUUUCUGGUUUUA